GUCAUUUGACGCCCCGAAGCCUUCCAUCAUAGCCUGGGCGAUGAAGAGGAUCAAAGAUAUCGAUCCUGAGAGUCGCACCUGACGCCUUGCGGCACGCCGCCAUUCAGUGCAGCGAUCGCGAUCCACCUGUGAUAGCGACCCUAGUACAGCUCACACUCAUCGCGUAUGUCGGUGCACACAUGUCGCCGUCCGACCUUCAGCCCCGACUGCAGCGCCUUGGCGCUGACUGCUCAACACGCCAUAUAUAUCAGACCGCCAGCUAAGUCCCUUGGACUCUCAAACAGAAUCACCACUCAGCGUUCAACAUGCAGCUCAUCACCAGCAUCCGCAACAUCUACACGCGUUCCCGAGGAACUAUCAGUCACUUUCUGUGCCUCUCGACCAAGGCCUCAAGCAUAGACGCGGAAAAGUCAAGGACAGAAGCCUCUUCUUUCGCAUCCAACCCUGAAACCGAGCGCGACGAUGCGUCGAUUCGCCCCAUCACUUUUCGUGGGCGUGCCGAUGCGAGAGCCGCGACGGGUAAGGGCACGAAGGGAGGCCGACCAAUUUGCCCCGAUUUUGAGAAGGGAAGAUGUCAAAACAGCCGAUGCUCGCAAUUGCACAUGUGCAGCGCGUGCAGAAGUGCUGGCCAUCGUAGAGCCGAGUGUCCCAGUGCUGUGGGGGAGAAGAGGAGCAAAUGGUGUCACUGAAAUGUAUACUCGAUGCGUUUGUCUUCUGUAUGGCCAGCUCCUGUAGGCAGCCUCUGGAAUGGCCCGCAUUCUCUAUCGCUUCGUGCACUCAUACUACAUUAUCUUCUAUUCACCUCUUCGGCGAGAUUCAUAGAACAAAUUCCCCAUACGCAUGUUCAGCAUGGUGCAAACAAUAGAUUUUAUUGGGCGCUGA
This is a messenger RNA of Schizophyllum commune H4-8, 882 nucleotides long. RefSeq lists its product as uncharacterized. Lineage: Eukaryota; Fungi; Basidiomycota; Agaricomycetes; Agaricales; Schizophyllaceae. The coding region runs from base 306 to 689 and encodes 127 amino acids. The record is from RefSeq and is a predicted model, not a curated record. The transcript is spliced from 3 exons. Gene Ontology annotation, molecular function: metal ion binding.